Molecule: messenger RNA, 3367 nt
Organism: Mauremys reevesii (Reeves's turtle)
Lineage: Eukaryota; Metazoa; Chordata; Testudines; Geoemydidae
Gene: CCDC102A
Product: coiled-coil domain containing 102A
Exons: 10
Coding region: 453-2558 (701 amino acids)
Cellular component (GO): myosin complex
Source: RefSeq, a predicted model, not a curated record
CGUCUUAGCCUGGGAAGGGCUCCAGGAUCAUCUCGUCGCCCGAGAAACUAGCCCAGCAAGAAAAGCGUCUCCCACGCACGAAAGCAAGAGCAUGACGGGCCUCCGCCACCAGCUGUCUCCCAGCGAGGCGGUAGCAGGCCGUUUCCCUUCCGCUGGGGUGCCGUCGGCGGUGCCGCUCAGGGGCUAGGCAGCAGAGGCUGGAUCAUGUCUGCCCUUCUUUGUCUGAGGCACCUUUUGGAGGGGGUCUGGCUGCUCAGCCCAUCAUGCCUGGCCUGUUUCUGACCUGGGAUAGAUAGGGCUCCCCUUGAUCUAACGCUGUAACUGCUCCCUGUUGUAUGUCUGUGCACAGCGAGUCUGGGUCCAGCAUUCCCCACUGCUUGCCCAGUGGCGGUAGAUGACAGAGAACUUGCUGUAACCCAAAAUCGGACAGGUGGACUUGCCCCUAGGCCGCCAUGAGUCAAAGCACCAGCUCUCGCCUGGCAGACUCACCUCAGCUCUCCAGGACCAGCCUCCUCAACAUCCUCGGCAGCCCCCAGCCCGAGACGAUGAGCCUGCCGGACUCCAUGCCCCCCACCCCGAAGAGUGGCACGCCCUCGCCGGGGCCGUCCCAGCUCCCCCUGGGAGCCGUGUGUCUGGACGGGGACUGGGAGAGCCGGGAGGAGCUCCGGCUGCGGGAGCUGGAGGAGGCCCGGGCCCGAGCGGCCCAGAUGGAGAAGACCAUGCGCUGGUGGUCGGACUGCACCGCCAACUGGCGGGAGAAGUGGAGCAAGGUCCGGGCGGAGCGCAACAAGGCCCGGGAGGAGGUGCGCCAGCUGCGGCAGAAGCUGGAGACGCUGACCAAGGAGCUGACCAGCCUCAAGCGGGAGCGGCAGGAGGUGCUGAAUGAGAACGAGCAGCUUGGCAAGGAGGUGGCGCGGCUGAAAGGGGAGGGUGAGGAGGAGCAGGAGAAGGAACUGGACAACAGGGUGGCCUCGGAGAAGGAGAUCGAGGGCUCCCAGGAGCAGGAACCCGUGCGGGAUGUGGGCUCGGAUAAGCUGAGUAAAAAUAAGGAGUUUGAGCUGAUGGAAAACAUCCUGAAGAGCAAACAGGAAGGGCCCGAGUGCUGGGACCAGCGGAGCUCAGUCAGCGUCCGGACGUCCUUCACUCGCCCGGAGAGGAACCGGCUGCUCUGGGAGGACAUGAGCGUCCUCGAGGAAGAUGCCACCAAAGUGACGGCGCUGAAGCUGAGGCUGGAUGAGUCCCAGAAGGUGUUGCUCAAGGAGCGGGAGGACAAGCUGUCGCUCAGCAAGAGCAUCGAGAAGCUGGAGGGCGAGCUCAGCCAGUGGAAGAUCAAGUACGAGGAGCUGAACAAAAACAAACAGGAAGUGCUGAAGCAGCUGAACAUCCUCAAGGAGCUCCACCAGGAUGAACUAGGGCGGAUUUCGGAGGACCUGGAGGACGAGCUGGGGGCUCGCUCAAGCAUGGACAAGAAGCUGGCAGAGCUGCGCACGGAGAUGGAGCGGCUGCAAGCGGAGAACGCGGCGGAGUGGGGGAAGCGCGAGCGCCUGGAGACGGAGAAGCUGAACCUGGAGAGGGAGAACAAGAAGCUGCGGGCUCAGAUUGAGGACCUGGAGGAGGUGCUGGCCCGGAAGCGCCGGCAGACGGCCAGCGCGCUGGACACUGACCUCAAAACCAUCCAGGCCGAGCUCUUUGAGAAGAACAAGGAGCUGGCCGACCUGAAGCACAUCCACAGCAAGCUGAAGAAGCAGUACCAGGAGAAGACGGCCGAGCUGGCGCACGCCAACCGCCGGGUGGAGCAGCACGAGGCGGAGGUGAAGAAGCUGCGUCUGCGGGUGGAGGAGCUGAAGAAGGAGUUGGCCCAGGCGGAGGAUGAGAUGCUGCAGGCGGCUCCUUGCUCUGAGCAGAGGGAAACGGAUGGCAGCCCAGAUCACUGGGCUGUCCUACGAGCCAUGUGGGUGGCAGUGCCUGGGGACGAUGGCUACUACACACGGCUGUCGCUAGCUGCUGCCCUCGGCGAAGACAGUUGUGUGUGUUUGCCUUGCAGCUCGAUGAAGCCCAUAACCAGGCACGGAAACUGCAGAGGUCCCUGGAUGAGCAGACGGAACAAAGCGAGAACCUCCAAGUGCAACUGGAGCACCUGCAGUCCAGGCUGCGCAGGCAGCAGAACGCGCCGCUCUUUGGGAAGAUCCGGAGCUCCCGAUUUGGCCCCGACGACCCUGACGAUGGGACCAGUGACCUGGAUGAAGAUGAAGAUCUACAGAUCCAGGUUCCUUAGUGCCCGGUGCGCAGGGCCAGUGAGACCGUGGCUGGAGGAGAGAGAAGGAAGUGGCGGGCUGGACGCUUGGGGAGGAGAAUACCUGCAGGAGCCUGGUCCCUUUCACAGGCCUCACCGUGGGCAGCCAGACAAGCCAAGAGCCAGCAGAGGACGUGUGGGGAUACAGCCUCUGGCCCUGCUGGCCUGUGUCACCGCCAGUCAUGGGGAGGGUCCUGGAGAGAAACCCGUGGCCAAGUGUCCAUCCCAGGGGGCAGGAUCGGUUCUACCCCAGUGGGUUUCGUAGACACAGGGAGAUAAAGCCUCAAAGAGUGGGUUGAAGAGAAAUCCCCAGGGGGCUGUAACCAGAUGAUAACCAGAGGAGUAGGGAGGAGCCAGGCUGCAGAGCAUGAAUUAGCUGCCCUGGGCAGAGCAAUGGCAUUGGUGCCGCUACUGUAGAAAUGAUGCCAGCAGCUGAGGUGUUGUGGAGGCCACUACAGUGACUGAGUCUGUGCACUGGAUGGUACACGGUGCAGUCUCUACCCCCUCGCCAUCCCUGCCCUGAAUGCCCUCUGCAAUUCCAGCCUCCUGCCAGUCCCUCCCUCCCUAGCUCUUUCCUGGCACAUGGCUUUCACCUGACAGGUCCCAUCUCUGACGCCACCCGCCCCCGCCUCGGUUCUAGCCUAGUCUGGGAACCGUUUGCAUCUCAGCAUCACACGCGAAUGAACUGAGCCUCGAAACCAAUGACCUCCCUUUUACUGAUGGGGAAACUGAGGCACCGAGCAGCGCAGUGACUUGCCCAGGAUCAUGGACCUCCAAGGCCUGCACCUCGGGCACUAGGCCCUGCCUCCUCCCCAUGUGCCCUGUCCACCAGCAGCCGCUCUCCCUCACUCCCGUUUGAACACAUGCACCUCACAGCGUGAGUGGACAUUGCAACAAUACACCGGAGGGCGUCCAAGGCAGAAAGCAGGCAGAGCUAACCUGGAUGAGCCCGGCCCCUGGAGCACUGACAGCAGGAGCCAAGUACACCGGAGCAAACCCUUCUAUUUUAUAUACGGAUUUUAUAUCUAUGUAUGUAUUUGUAUAUGUUUUAUAUUAUAAAUAUAGAGCUUUGGG